AUGACGCCAAAUGAGCUCAAGUAUUCACCUAUCGAGAAGUUAUGUUUGGCACUUGUCUUCUCUAUUCAAAAGCUGAAGCAUUACUUCCAGGCUCACAUUGUGCGACUCGUCUCAAGAGCGAAUCCUAUCAAGUUUGUCAUGUCUAAACCAGUCCUAAGCGAUCGAUUAGCGAGGUGGUACGUCCAAUUUCAACAAUUUGAAAUUGUGUAUGUUCCUCAAAAGGCGGUUAAAGGACAAGCAUUAGCAGACUUCCUAGCUGACCAUCCAAUUCCAGAUGAUUGGGAGUUGUCUGAUGAAUUGCCUGAUGAAGAUGCAACGGUCAUAGAAAUUCAACCUCCUUGGAAGAUGUAUUUUGAUGGCGCUGCACAUCGUGAAGGAGCUGGCGUUGGAAUAGUGUUUAUCACUUCUCAAGGAGAAGUUUUGCCAUAUUCUUUCACUCUGAAACAACGGUGCUCCAAUAAUGUUAUUGAAUAUCAAGCGCUCAUACUUGGGCUUGAAAUGGCUGUGGAUAUCAAACAAUUGCAACUACAAGUUUUUGGAGACUCCAAGUUAGUGAUCAAUCAGAUUUUGGGUAGCUAUGAGGUCAAGAAGCCAGAAUUGGUGCCACAUCACAAAUAUGCUCAAAGAUUGGUAAGUUGGCUUGGAGAGGUAACUAUUCGACACGUGCCGAGAAAGGAAAACAACAGAGCUGAUGCAUUAGCAGCCUUAGCUUCUACAUUAUCUUUGCCUGAUCAGACACAAGUCGUUGUUUGCUAA
This is a messenger RNA of Nicotiana attenuata, 756 nucleotides long. RefSeq lists its product as uncharacterized. The transcript has a single exon. Gene Ontology annotation, molecular function: RNA-DNA hybrid ribonuclease activity; nucleic acid binding. NCBI's taxonomy places the organism in Eukaryota, Viridiplantae, Streptophyta, Magnoliopsida, Solanales, Solanaceae. The coding region runs from base 1 to 756 and encodes 251 amino acids. The record is from RefSeq and is a predicted model, not a curated record.